This is a messenger RNA of Daphnia carinata, 2478 nucleotides long. RefSeq names its product sodium/potassium/calcium exchanger 3-like (gene zyd). Gene Ontology annotation, cellular component: membrane. Bases 692 to 2356 code for a protein of 554 amino acids. Gene Ontology annotation, molecular function: calcium, potassium:sodium antiporter activity; calcium channel activity. Gene Ontology annotation, biological process: calcium ion transmembrane transport; intracellular calcium ion homeostasis. Lineage: Eukaryota; Metazoa; Arthropoda; Branchiopoda; Diplostraca; Daphniidae. The transcript is spliced from 8 exons. The record is from RefSeq and is a predicted model, not a curated record.
AAAACAAAAAUCUGCCUAAGUAAACAGAAUGUUCGCUUAAAUAUAGAAUUUUGUUGACGUCACGCAUCAGUUAAUGGUCUUAGGUUAGCAGCGUUGCCAUGCGAUCGAUACCGAGAAAGGCUUCCUUUUGCGUCAAUGUGUUCAAUGCCCCGAGUCCCGUUUUAUUCAACACGACAGUCAGUGCCGUGCGAAACUCGUAGCUAGUUGGUCGUACGUCUCGUGUCUCGUGUACGUGUGAAUCCUCCAUGUGCCACUUUCAUCCAAAGGGCACAUGAAUGAACACCCUAAAGGCACUAACGAAGAGAAACUGUUGGAUCGUUCGUUUUUAAGCAAUUUGAUUGUGGCAUUUCAUCGCCAGGAAUCUUUGCUCUUUCCCUUCUCUGCGUGGCAGAGUCACACAUAAAUGGUGGUACGCUUUAAGCUCCAUCUCAUCCAGGAUUCCCGCACCCAUGUCAAGGAGCCUUAUGAUUUCCAUUUGAAACAACUUCAGUAUCAAAGCGCUCCUUGUUUCAUUGAUUGAUUUUCCUUUAUUUAUUUUCAACUCUGUUUGAACCAGUUGUUUUCUUUCUACUUGUACAUCUCUUAUCGGUAUCAUUCGCUUCUGUCCUUUCUUUUUAUAACAAUAACCAGUUCUUUUGAUCAGAUAUAUUUCCUUUUCUUGUUUCUCUUUACCUUGGUCUGGUCGUCAAAAAUGGUGUGCGGGAAUCCUUCGCGAGCGAAUAAGUGCCCCGUUUUAGUUGUUCUUGUAGUUGUUGUUUGUGUUGUUACAUUGCAAUCUCAACCGGCCGUCUCCUACCACGUGGAUGACGGUACGGGUGUUUAUUACGAACGUUAUCCUUUGCACGAUCCCAAUAAACCCGAUAACGAGCAAAUCAAAUCGUCCCCCAACCGCAAUGAAUCGAUUGGGGAUCCCAAAGACGUGGAUGAUGAUGGAUUUUCCGUCAACUGUACGGAACCAACGAUCCAGGACUUUCCGCCUGACAUGUUUACGCAAGAACAGCGCCAAAAAGGCGGUGUCGUUGUCCACUUCAUCCUCUGUAUUUACACCAUGCUGAUGAUUGGAGUCGUCAUCGACGAGUAUUUCGUCCCAUCCCUGGAAAUCAUCGCCGAAGUAUUGCAUAUGAGCCCUGAUGUAGCCGGAGCGACUAUUAUGGCCAUUGGAACUUCAUCGCCGGAAUUGUUCAUUAAUAUUGUUGGCACGUUCAUCACGCAAGGAGAUAUUGGAGUCGGCACUAUUGUCGGCUCGGCCGCGUUCAACAUCUUAGCUGCACCCGCUUGCUGUGGAUUAUUUACCGGCUUUGCCGUCCCGCUGGAUUGGUGGCCACUUACACGCGACUGCGCAAUCUAUGGCUCCAUCGUUAUUGGAUUGGCUGUCGUCGUGUCGGAUAAUCGGAUUUUCUGGUGGGAAGCUAUGAUAUUUGUCCUUUGCUAUGGCGUUUUUCUAGCAGUCAUGUUUUGUAAUCGAACUUUGGAACGAUGGGCCAACGCAUUUAUUAUGCAAUUUCAAAGCUGUUGCGGCAAGAAAAAUGAGAAUGAAAUUAAGGAAAAGGACGAACAAACUGCCAUGCAAUCAGGCGUCGCUGAAAGAUCCUCAAGCAUUACGAAAGAGCAAAUUGAAUUGAGUGACGCUGAGUGUCCGGCUUUGCAGGAUAGGGGAUCCCCAUCGCCGGAGCCACAAAACGCUGCUGUUAUUGAAGACGAACCGGAUGGUCCAGUUAAAUUUUUUCAGCCUCCUGAAGGCUCGUUUUCGACGAAACUCUAUUGGUACGUCAUGUGGCUGGGCAAUUUGAUAUUCUUCUUGACGAUUCCGGACGUUCGUCGUGGUAAAAAAUGGCGACGGACGUAUCCGCUAGCAUUCUUUAUUUGCAUCCUUUGGAUUGGGACUUUAUCCUAUCUCGUUGCUUGGUUCAUCACUGUCAUCGGAUACACUUUGGGGAUUCCGGAUUCAGCCAUGGGUAUCACGUUCCUCGCAGCAGGUGGAAGUGUUCCGGAAGGAGUGGCCGCCGUCGUGGUAGCCCGUGCAGGUAAAGGUUCCAUGGGUAUCAGUAACUCUGUUGGCUCCAACACCUUCGACAUCCUUAUCUGCAUGGGUCUCCCUUGGCUUAUAAAGGCGGCCGUUAUGCCCGAAUACCCCGCCGAUGGUAAUUUCGUGGCAAUUAACUCUGGCGGAGUCGUCUAUAGCGUCUUGAUGCUGUUCUGCACCAUUUUGGUGCUUUACUUUGCCAUAGCCUUCAACAAGUUUGUUCUUGAUAGGAAGAUAGGUGCAAUUUUACUGAUUUCGUACAUAGCUUUCUUAGUUCUGGCAGGCUGCUUUGAAAUGAAUGUUUUCAUGCCAGUUAAUGCACCCCCAUGUUAGUAUAUUAUUUAGAUGAAUGCAGUAACUAAAAGUUUUGCUUGAGCACCCAAAUCGCUGAUAUAUUUGCUUCUGUUAGGGUCACUUGGUUUACGAAUGCAAUACACAAGGUUAAAAAUGUCAAA